CAUACCGAUAAUGUUAGGAAAUUAAUUUUCAGAAAAUUAAUUGUAUUAACCUGGAAUUAAUACUGGUAUAACUUGCAUGCCUAACAAUGAAUUUUAUUGGCGAUAUGGAGAAUUUUCCGCCUCCAAGUAAUGUUGAAAAUACAUAUAUGCGAAGAAACGUGCCGAGCUGGAAUUUGAAAUGCAAAACUUACGAGAGCUGAAACAUCCGGAAUAUACCAGUGCAAUGCAGAUGCUUGAAGAGCAAUAUAAGACUGAGCUGGAAGCAGAAGAAAUCGCCGACCAGCUGGAAAAGGAACGCAUCGAGGAACAAUAUAAACGAGAAAAGGAAGCGGCGGAGAGAGAACUUGAAGAGCGGUUAACAGAACUUAUGGAAGCCAUGAUUCAAGAAUGUGAAGAACAGAGGAAAAAGAUCGAUCAUGAAUUUCAUAAUUCUGAUAUUUCCAGUGCACCCACAAACGAUUUUCCCAGCAAGAAAAGCCUUCGGAGGCGGCCGAAUGAACCAACGCCCUAUAGCGAAAAGCACAUGCAUUCCAAAACACGUCCGAACAUUGCGGAUGCUCUUACCGAUCAAGAAAUUCAGGAAGAUCUGCUACUGUUAGAAGAAGCUGAAUUGAAAAGCUCAUAG
This is a messenger RNA of Loa loa (African eye worm), 625 nucleotides long. RefSeq lists its product as hypothetical. The coding region runs from base 179 to 625 and encodes 148 amino acids. The transcript has 4 exons. Gene Ontology annotation, cellular component: Sin3-type complex. Gene Ontology annotation, molecular function: histone deacetylase binding. Gene Ontology annotation, biological process: negative regulation of transcription by RNA polymerase II. The record is from RefSeq and is a predicted model, not a curated record. NCBI's taxonomy places the organism in Eukaryota, Metazoa, Nematoda, Chromadorea, Rhabditida, Onchocercidae.